Gossypium raimondii (Peruvian cotton) is the source of this 989-nucleotide messenger RNA. Its product is annotated as signal peptidase complex subunit 3B. Gene Ontology annotation, cellular component: membrane; signal peptidase complex. Lineage: Eukaryota; Viridiplantae; Streptophyta; Magnoliopsida; Malvales; Malvaceae. Gene Ontology annotation, biological process: protein targeting to ER. The record is from RefSeq and is a predicted model, not a curated record. The coding region runs from base 258 to 761 and encodes 167 amino acids. The transcript is spliced from 7 exons.
AUUUAUAACUGCAAAAUUUAUUUUGAAAGUAAAAAUCAGCAAAGUAUAAUAAAAGUAAAACCCAUUUCGAAACCCCCUUCCCACUUCUUUUCUUAAUUCUUCCGUAUCUGGUUUUAAUUUUCUUUGCAUCUUCCCUCUCCUCUCCCUUCACUUCUAGGUUGACUCUGGAUCGCUGUACUUUAGAUCCUAGUAACAGAGGAACUGAACUUAAAUUUGAGCAGCAGUAGGAGUAAAACAAAGCAAAGGAAGAGGAAAAGAUGCAUUCUUUUGGGUACAGAUUAAAUGGUUUGCUAACGUUUGCCGUGACUAUUCUAGCGCUAAUGUGCGCCAUCACAUCUCUCUCGGACAACUUCAACACUCCCUCUCCCUCUGCAGAGAUCAAGAUUAUGAACAUUAAUUGGUUCCAGAAGCAGCCACAGGGGCAUGAUGAGGUCAGCCUAACGAUGAAUGUAUCAGCUGAUUUGCAGUCAUUGUUUACUUGGAACACAAAACAGGUAUUCGUUUUUGUAGCAGCUGAGUACGAAACCCGAAAGAAUUCCUUGAAUCAGGUCUCACUUUGGGAUGCCAUUAUACCUGCCAAAGAACAUGCUAAGUUUUGGAUCCACACCUCAAACAAGUAUCGCUUUGUUGAUCAGGGAAACAAUCUCCGUGGCAAAAAAUUCAACUUAACAUUGCACUGGCAUGUCAUGCCUAAGACCGGAAAGAUGUUCGCUGACAAAAUAGUCCUGACCGGUUAUAGCUUACCGGAGGAAUAUAGAUAAGGUUUUCUUCACUAUCAUGUUUUUGAGGCUGCUGUAACUUUAGCCUUCUUGAUAUGCGGACAUUACAGCCCAGCUGAACCAGAGAACUUGAAAUCUAGUGUCCUCUUAGUGGGGACAUUAAGUUGAAUUAGAAAGUUUGAAACAUUGACACUUAUGCUUGAGAAAGUGAGUAAAUGAAUUUAACUUUUAGAUUGAAACAAGAAAGAAUCUUUCGAAGUGUUAAAAGAA